Colletotrichum spaethianum is the source of this 717-nucleotide messenger RNA. RefSeq lists its product as uncharacterized. Bases 1 to 717 code for a protein of 238 amino acids. The record is from RefSeq and is a predicted model, not a curated record. The transcript has 4 exons. NCBI's taxonomy places the organism in Eukaryota, Fungi, Ascomycota, Sordariomycetes, Glomerellales, Glomerellaceae.
AUGGUAGAGCCUUCAUACCCGAGGAACGAGCUCGUCUCAGAGCUCACGUCUUACUAUGAAUUCCUGACGCAGCUCUACCUGCCCCCUGAAGUCGGUGGCUGGAAGCAUAUCACACCCGAGUUCGUUGACUCCUUCUGCCUCGGCAAGAACGACACCGUAGCGGACCUAAUGAAGCAUAUUCCCUACGUCCGCCGCACUAAGGAGGACGACUGGGAGCCGUGGAUGGUAUAUGAGAGCGCCACUGCUGUCGACUUUACUGGUGACCUUGUCCUGAGCCUGCCUACUAAGUACGCUAACGAGUUCCUCUUUGAGCCUGAGGGGGGCCACAUUUCGGACAUCCCGCCCCAUGUGUUUGUUUAUGCAACUAUUCCCUCUGGCCGCGACGGUCAUUAUAUCUUUAUUGACACAAAGCGCGGCACAAUUGUCCUCGCAGAUCCGCAGACCGGUCCAAACCCGACCAGAUUAUCAGAUCCUGAAGCGCCGGAUGAAGAAGCCUGGCGCAGGUUAGAGACCUAUACGUUUCACGAGUUCUUCGCUAUGGUCAAGGAAAAGUUCAGGAAGUUUGAGGUACGCGAAGAGAACGUCUUCACGGAACGUUACAACAGGGAGAGGUGUAUGGACAGACUGGACGAGUACCAGAAGCAGAAGGAUCGGGCGAAUCGGGAGGCUCGAGGAGAGAAAGAGCUGCCGAUGCCUCCCCCCGAGACAUACCUAUGA